This is a messenger RNA of Tachyglossus aculeatus (Australian echidna), 3535 nucleotides long. It is a transcript of the gene FNBP1, whose product is annotated as formin binding protein 1. Lineage: Eukaryota; Metazoa; Chordata; Mammalia; Monotremata; Tachyglossidae. Gene Ontology annotation, biological process: signal transduction; endocytosis. The transcript has 17 exons. Bases 175 to 2127 code for a protein of 650 amino acids. Gene Ontology annotation, molecular function: protein binding. The record is from RefSeq and is a predicted model, not a curated record.
GCUGCUGCUCCUCCUGCUCCUCCUCCUCCUCCUGCCGCUGCCUGGGGACCCCCCGGAUUGGGCGCACUGCACCGCACUGCAUCGCGCUGCACCGCACUGCAUCACACUGCACCGCCCGGGGCGGGGAAGCCUUUCCGUCCGGAGGAGCUGCCCUCCCCCCCAGCUCCCUGCACCAUGAGCUGGGGCACCGAGCUGUGGGAUCAAUUUGACAAUUUGGAAAAACACACACAGUGGGGAAUUGAUAUUCUAGAGAAAUACAUCAAAUUUGUAAAAGAAAGGACAGAGAUCGAAAUCAGCUAUGCAAAACAACUUAGGAAUCUUUCAAAGAAAUACCAACCUAAAAAGAACUCCAAGGAAGAGGAAGAGUACAAGUAUACAUCAUGUAAAGCUUUCCUGUCCACACUGAAUGAAAUGAAUGAUUAUGCCGGGCAGCAUGAAGUUAUUUCGGAGAACAUGACUUCACAGAUUACCAUGGAGUUAGCACGUUAUGUCCAAGAACUGAAACAGGAGAGGAAAUCGCAUUUCCAUGAUGGUCGCAAGGCACAGCAGCACAUUGAAACUUGUUGGAAGCACCUUGAAUCAAGUAAACGGCGAUUUGAGCGGGAUUGCAAAGAAGCUGACAGAGCGCAGCAGUAUUUUGAGAAAAUGGAUGCUGACAUAAACGUUACAAAAGCAGAUGUUGAAAAGGCGCGACAGCAAGCUCAAUUACGGCAUCAAAUGGCAGAAGAAAGCAAAGGAGACUACUCACUGACCCUUCAGAAGUUCAAUCAUGAACAGCAAGAGCAUUAUCGGACUCAGAUACCAAACAUCUUUCAAAAAAUCCAAGAGAUGGAGGAAAAGAGGAUAGUGAGAAUAGGAGAGUCGAUGAAAACGUACGCAGAGGUGGACCGCCAGGUGAUACCGAUCAUUGGGAAAUGUCUGGAUGAAAUAGUAAAAGCAGCCGAGUCAAUUGAUAAAAAAAAUGAUUCCCAGUUGGUAAUAGAAGCCUAUAAAUCAGGGUUUGAGCCACCUGGAGACAUUGAAUUUGAGGAUUUCACACAGCCAAUGAAGCGCACCGUGUCCGAGACCAGCCUUUCGAAUUCCAGAGGUGAUAGUAAAUCGGAACUGAAAUUCGGUGGCAAAGCCAAGGGCAAAUUGUGGCCGUUCAUCAAAAAAAAUAAGCUUGUGUCCCUUUUAACAUCCCCCCAUCAGCCCCCUCCUCCUCCCCCUGCCUCUGCCUCACCCUCUGCUGUUCCCAACGGCCCCCAGUCUCCCAAGCAGCAAAAGGAACCCCUCUCCCAUCGCUUCAACGAGUUCAUGACCUCCAAACCCAAAAUCCACUGCUUCAGGAGCCUAAAGCGUGGGCCUCAGUCUUUCUAUGUUCACAAAGAACUCAUGAAGAGGACGAUAGGGAAACCCACCUGUGCCUUUGAGGCUAGGGAAUAUGUUCUUUCUCUCAAGCUGGGAGCCGGACCAGAGGACUUCAGCAAUCUUCCACCAGAGCAGAGAAGGAAAAAACUACAGCAGAAAGUUGACGAAUUAAAUAAAGACAUUCAAAAGGAAAUGGAUCAAAGAGAUGCAAUAACAAAAAUGAAAGAUGUCUACUUAAAGAAUCCACAGAUGGGAGACCCAACCAGCUUGGAUCACAAAUCAGCAGAAGUCGGACACAAUAUUGAAAAACUGAGAUUCGAGGUCCAGAAAUUUGAGGCCUGGUUGGCCGAAGCGGAAGGGAGGCUACCAGCACGCAACGAACAGGUGCGACGACAGAGUAGAAUGUAUGAAACCCAGAAUGCCUCGGCCAUCAAUAACUGCGCACAGGACCGGGAGAGCAGCCCAGAUGGCAGUUACACAGAGGAGCAGAGUCAGGAGAAUGAAAUGAAAGUGAUGGCAACGGAUUUCGACGAUGAGUUUGAUGACGAAGAACCACUUCCUACCAUAGGGACUUGCAAAGCCCUUUAUACGUUUGAAGGUCAGAAUGAAGGAACAAUUUCGGUUGCGGAAGGAGAAACGCUGUACGUUAUAGAAGAGGACAAAGGUGAUGGGUGGACACGGAUUCGAAGAAGCGAAGAGGAGGAAGGUUAUGUUCCAACUUCCUAUGUCGAAGUCUAUUUGGACAAAAAUGCCAAAGGUGCUAUGACUUAUAUUUAAUAUUUUGGCGCGCUUUUUUUUUUAAAUUUUAACUCGGACGGCUUCUUUCCUCAGCUGUGACUUUUUGUUGCGGAGACCACCUUUCUAAGGACUGAGUAAUGCCUCAGUGUAUGCCAUCUCAUCCUGUUACAUAAUGGACUCUAUUCUCAUGCAUUGUACAACUGAGUUUCGAAUGGUCAGAUUCACUGAAAGUGAGUUUCUCUGACCUGAGGUCGGGUUCUCCACAAAAAAUCCAAUGAAUCCCCUCCACGUAACUCCCCUCCCGGUUUGAGAUAGGAGGAAAAAAUGGUUUUCUUUCUGUACCUUUUGCUGCUAGCAAGCGAUUUACAUUCCGACUGUCAAAAUAUUUCCUCUUAAUCAUUUAUCACGUAAUUAGACACAAACAAAGCAACGAGGGUGCAGGGUGAGUUUUUAUGGAAACCUCUUCCCUGAAUCGUCUCUUGUCUCCCGAGGCCAAUAUCAGCUGAACUGUGGUGAUUUCCCUAGUUACAUUAGGUAGCUUUUCAGUGAGUUGGAGUUGAAAGCAAACUGUUGUGUGCUUUGUCAUCCAGUGCAAUCAAGAAAUGCUCAGAUUUGUUCUGAAAGUUGUAGAACAGUGAUUGGCACGUACUAAGCACUUAACAAAUGCCAUCAUUAUCUUUAGGUGCAUUUGGUCACUCUUUUCCUUUUCACACUCUGGCUCGUGUUCCCGUCGUGCGCCCUUUUCCCGUUAGUGUAACGCUCCCAUUUUAUUCUCGCUCUGGGGCGCGUUUGAAAAAGUGCUGCAUUCCUGCUAAAAAGUAGAGGCUCCCUCACAGAUAAAACCGAGCGAUCCCAUUUAAACAACCCGAAAACCAACACUUAGCUUUAGGAGAAUUAAAUCGAGCGCUCCAGCUAGUCUUUUGUGGGCGGGGGUGUGGGGGAGAAAAUAGAAGAAACGAACUCACAAUCUUUUGUUUUCAUUAUUAGCCAAGGAAGAAGGCUUUUGAACGUUUGCAUAAGGGGUCACCAGAAAGGGUAGCAGUAAGUUUAUGCUGGUCUGAGGCGGGGAGAGGUCUUCAAUCUGGACUUCAGUGGUACUGAAUAAGACGCACUGUUAUCUGAUGGUCGCUCUAGGGCCUUGAGAGGGAUCUCUGUAGUAGUUUGAAUUGUUUUUUUUUACUUGAUCUUUAAAAUGACCCACCAGGACCUGGAAUACUAUCAUGUAAGAAAUGCCCAUUCCUCAUCUGGUCGAGUCAUACAUGUCCGUUCGUGUCACAGCUCUCCCUGGAGCCGAUUUGAUAAACACCUAGCGAUAACUAGCAGAGGGAACUUUUCCUCUCGCCCCUUUCUUUUCUCUCUGCAUUUAGAAAGCCGAGGAGCCCCUUUGUCACGGCCCAGCUUAGGCUUCAUUCAUUCAGUCAGUCGUAUUUAUUGAGCGCUUACUGUG